AUGCGUUCUUGUCAGAGGCCGAAUGUGCGGAGGCGCGAAAUCAUCAUGACAUUUGCCUCCUUUUGCCUCCUGUUGCUCAUCUUGAACAGCACCUACACAAUGAUGGACGUUGCGCUGCCGCCGCACGAUGCGGUGGAGAAGGGGCUUUUUCCCAAGAGACCUCCACCGUAUAUAAACUCCAAAACGGAGAAAACAACCGAAAAGGAUGAGGAGGAGGCGUCGUCGUCCAUGAUGGUGCCGCAGGAGGCAAUAUCCGACGAGGCGGUGCGUCUACAUUUUUUUCAAGAAGUGCUUUUGAAGUGUAGCGACAAGUGGGCUGCGGCGGGAGGAAUAAAUUACACACUAGCUAAGAAAGUGCGCCGUCGUCGUGUGGCAGGUCUCUUGGGGGGAAAAGAAUCCCCCAACUUAUCCUCGUGGUGGUCGUAUGACGAUGUCAUUCGCGACACUGUUGAUCCAGGUCCCUGUGCAAAUCCAAGGAAGCAGACGCAAGAGGAAAUUGUUCUGACGCACGCCUGUGACCUCGUUUCCACUCCUCCUUUUAACGACAUAUAUGAUGCAGCGUGUAUUCAUCUGGCGAAGCUACUUCUGACGGCGGCAGUUGCAUCACACCGCAAACAACCGGAGUCGAAUGUGACAGGGCCGCCCGCUGGGUGGCAAAUAUUCAUUCCCCUUCCCCGCGCCGCAAAGCGCUACUUUUCAUGGGACCGCAGCAAAAACAUGAAUUUCAAUACGAAAAAAGGCAAAUCUGUGGAUUUCAGUAAUCUAUAUGUGUGGGUGCAGUUAGACAUUCUUGUGCCAUAUCUCGAUCAGCGCACCAUCAAAUUUAGGUCAAAAUUAUGUUUUUGUCUAGAAGUGAAAUGGCCCCCGAAAUGUCUCGCGAGAAUGGCCUUCAUUGUGAAGGUCCCACAAUGGCAGUUUAACAAAGAUCCCUUUGCGGAGGUAGCUGCAUUUGCGGUGGAUCGCAAACUCGGCAUGCGACGGGUGCCGCCAACAUUUCUUUUUCCGAUUCCACUGGCAAUCUUACAAGUGGCUCUGAAUCAGCGAUCGCAACGUUACAUACACAUGCCCAAUUUCUUUGUUCGUGGAGCGGAAACCAAGACGUACGAAAAGUGGGUGCAGAAUGACGUCUUUCUUUUCCUCCAAACAAAUGCAGAACGCGGAAGCGGAAGUGAAGUGUACACGCGCCGCGGGGGUUUGGAAGCGUGGUGCAGCUUCCAAAUCAAAAUCCCAAACGUUACCCCGCUACUCAGCAGCCCGCUACGAGUGCCAUACGGCAAGGAAAAAAUACCCGGGUGGCACCGAUGGUUCAACCCGCUCUAUAAAGAAGUAGUUGUACCGCAUGCUUCUCUCGCUGCUCUGUCCGAGCAAGUAAUGUUUGACUACAUCCUUGGCAACGGUGACCGUUCACCCAACAAAAACUCUUUUGUUGUUAGUGGAUGUCAACAAUGGGGUUGUUUAGGGGAUAGCGCAAUUUGCAGUAAAGGCAAUAACAACAGGAGUGUGAGUGAUUUUCCAACCAUUGUCCAUUUGGACCACGGCUUGGCGUUCAGGAGGGAAAAUGCUUCGCUGGGGAACAAUCCACUAGCGAAGCCCAGGGGGCGACAGACAUUUUGCAUGUUCUACAAACCGCUACUGUGGCGUUUGUGGAGCAUUGAAAAACAACUAACGAGGCGUCACGCAAACUUUAUUUCAGGUGUUGACUGGAGCCCUUGUGAAGAGAAUGUGGACGUGGUGAACAGGAAAAAUUUGUGGACAAACUUUCUGAUGGCUAACAUUUCAAGUAUCGUUUGCCGUGCGGUCGGCAAGAAGGCAUUUGAGGCAAGUGGUAAGCGCAUCGUUCGCCUCCUGCAAAGUGCCAAUGAGUGUCUUUCCGCGUACCCUCUAGAAGUGGUUUUCUUACCGUGA
This is a messenger RNA of Trypanosoma cruzi, 1905 nucleotides long. RefSeq lists its product as uncharacterized. Lineage: Eukaryota; Euglenozoa; Kinetoplastea; Trypanosomatida; Trypanosomatidae. The transcript has a single exon. The record is from RefSeq and is a predicted model, not a curated record. The coding region runs from base 1 to 1905 and encodes 634 amino acids.